AGCUCGAAUGCCUCCGCCGAGUGACCCCCCCCCCUUAUAUGCGCAGACGACAAUCGCGCUUUGGAGUUUGGUGAACGGAAAAACAAACGGUGAAAAUGGCGACGACGCGAACCGGCGGCAGCGAUAAAUCCAAGCCCUUUGAUAUGGCCUAUCAUGGCCACAUCAACACCCUCAAACCGCUCUUAGCCCAGAACGAGAAGCUGAAAACCCAGACGGACGAGAAUCAAAGAACAUUGCUCCACUGGGCAGCUUUGGGAGGCCACGACGAUGUGCUCUGUCACCUGCUGUCGCUCGGCGUACCCGUGGAUCCCAGAGACGACAUGGAGAUGACACCGCUGAUACUCGCAGCAUCCGCGGGACGGGAGAAGGUCGUGAACAUCUUGCUCAAGGAGGGCGCGGACAUAAAUGCCAAGACUAGCGAAGGCCACUCCGCGUUGCAGUACGCCUCGUCCAAGAAUUACAAAUCCAUUUGCGCGAAUCUUCUUGAGAAGGAGGCGAGCAUUAACAUCGCUGAUAAGAGAGGCGCUACGCCACUGCACAGAGCCGCUUCCAAAGGCAACCUGGAGAUCGUCAAACUGCUCGUUGAGAGUGGGGAGCAUUUAAACAUCGAUCAAAGAGACUGUUACGGCUGCACUGCACUGCACUUAGCGUGCGAGGAAGACCGUCAGGAGGAAGCCAAGAUCUUGGUAACUAACGGUGCCGAUUUACACACGAAGAACAAGGAGGAGAAAUGUCCUCUCGACUAUUGCACUCGCGGCUUGGCUAAGGAGUUGCUGGAAAUUGCGGAAAGCCGAAGCAACAAUUAAGCGAUAACAAAGGUAACUCGUAAGCUCGUUCUCUGUGAUACGAUCGGAAGGUCAUGUGUAACAGGUGUCUUAAAAUAAACGCAACACUUUUUUUUUAAACUAA
Nasonia vitripennis (jewel wasp) is the source of this 909-nucleotide messenger RNA. RefSeq names its product 26S proteasome non-ATPase regulatory subunit 10. NCBI's taxonomy places the organism in Eukaryota, Metazoa, Arthropoda, Insecta, Hymenoptera, Pteromalidae. Bases 96 to 806 code for a protein of 236 amino acids. Gene Ontology annotation, molecular function: protein binding. The record is from RefSeq and is a predicted model, not a curated record. The transcript has 4 exons.